Carcharodon carcharias (great white shark) is the source of this 3052-nucleotide messenger RNA. RefSeq names its product CHM Rab escort protein (gene chm). NCBI's taxonomy places the organism in Eukaryota, Metazoa, Chordata, Chondrichthyes, Lamniformes, Lamnidae. The transcript has 16 exons. Gene Ontology annotation, biological process: small GTPase-mediated signal transduction; vesicle-mediated transport; protein geranylgeranylation. Bases 24 to 2231 code for a protein of 735 amino acids. Gene Ontology annotation, molecular function: GDP-dissociation inhibitor activity. The record is from RefSeq and is a predicted model, not a curated record. Gene Ontology annotation, cellular component: nucleus; cytoplasm; cytosol.
GGGGUCACGUAUGGUGUGUCAAGAUGGCGGAUGCUCUCCCGGAGGAGCUGGAUGUGGUGAUCUUGGGGACAGGUCUGCAAGAGGCCAUUAUUGCAGCUGCCUGUUCCCGAAUCGGCCAGAGAGUUCUUCACGUUGACAGGAGGAAUUAUUAUGGAGGUAACUGGGCCAGUUUUAGCUUUUCUGGAUUGCUUUCUUGGAUUGAGGAAUGCAGAGGACAGACCUCUGGCAAUGCAGAAGUUAGCUGGAAAGACAAGAUACUAGAAGAGGAAGAUGCCAUUCAACUUGGUCAGAUGGAUAAAUCCAUUGAAAAUUUGGAAGUGUUCUGCUUUGUAAGCACAGCUGCAGAGGAAAAUGUUGUUGAAAUAGGAGCACUUGAAAAUAAACAAACUAAUGUGGAUUCCAACACUGCGAUAGAGAAUGCAGUAUUGGGCAGUCAAGAUGAGAAAAAUCAAACAUGUAAAGUUACAAGCAUUGGUGGUGCAGAAUCUCCUCUAGAAAGUCUCGAGGAUCAAGACUCUCCACUCUCAACAAAGGAGGAAGUUUCUUCUGAAAAAAUUCAACAGCAGGACAAACCUUGUCCUGGCUAUGUCCCUUCAUCCACAACCACGGAAAAAAGUCUGGCCACAAAGGAGAUCACUGACAAUAUGCCUUCAGUUGAGGUGGAAGCUGACAAUAAAGACCAAACUACUGAUGCUUCUGCUCAAGAAGUGAAGAAAGAAGCAAAAAAAAUGACUUACUCGCAGAUUGUAAAAGACGGCAGGAAAUUUAACAUUGAUUUGACUUCAAAGUUUCUGUAUUCCCGUGGCUCCUUGGUUGAUCUUCUUAUCAAAUCCAAUGUCAGUCGGUAUGCAGAAUUCAAAAAUAUCACCAGGAUACUUACUUUUCAAGGAGGAAAAGUUGAACAGGUACCAUGUUCCCGAGCAGAUGUCUUUGCCAGCAAACAGCUCACUAUGGUGGAGAAACGAAUGUUAAUGAAGUUUCUUACUUUCUGUUUGGAAUAUGAACAGCACCCAGAUGAAUACAUAGACUUUAAGGACAGUGGAUUUUCGGAUUAUUUGAAGACAAAGAAGUUAACUGCAAAUCUGCAGCACUUUAUUUUACAUUCCAUUGCUAUGGUCUCUGAAAGUGCUUCCACCACAGAAGGUCUCAAGGCAACCCAGCAUUUCCUACAGUGCCUUGGACGCUAUGGGAACACACCAUUCCUUUUUCCCUUAUACGGUGUUGGAGAAAUACCGCAGUGCUUCUGUAGGAUGUCUGCAGUGUUUGGUGGAACAUACUGCUUACGGCAUUCAAUGCAGUGCCUGGUGGUCGAUAGAGAAACAAUGAGGUGUAAAGCUGUAGUUGACAGUAAUGGCCAUCGCAUCAGUUGUGAACACUUUAUUGUGAAUCAUAACUACCUACCUGAGAAACAUACUAAAAAUGUACAAUACAGGUACAUUUCAAGAGGGGUGCUCAUCACAAAUUCUUCUGUCCUGAAGUCCAAUUCUGAGCAGAGGAACACUUGCAGGACAAGGACCAGCAGAAACCCCAACAACUGGGAUAAGCCGCAGAUUUCUAUUUUGACUGUGCCUGCAGUGGAAAAAGAUCAACCUUUUGUACGAAUCAUUGAGCUCUGUCCCUCUUCAAAUACCUGUCCACAAGGCACCUAUCUGGUCCAUUUAACUUGCCUGUCAAAUGGAACUGCCAAAGAAGACUUGGAACCUGUGGUAUCUACACUGUUUACCCAGUACAGUGAAAAUAAAGAAACUGCUUGUCAUGAAUGUGAAAUGGAAGAGAAACCAAGAGUGCUUUGGGCUUUAUAUUUCAAUGUAAGAGAUACAUCAGCAGUUGACAGAAGCACAUACGAAGGCCUUCCUAGUAAUGUAUUUGUCUGUGGUGGACCUGAUGAUGCUCUUGGAUUUGAGCAGUCUGUUACGCAGGCGGAAAAUAUCUUCCAUCAGCUCUGUCCUGGGGAAGAGUUCUGUCCAGCGGCUCCAAAUCCUGAAGACAUUAUCUAUGAUAGUGAUGGUGCGCAACAAGCAAAUGCUGGUUUUGGAGCUCCUACAGAGUCAGAAGCAGCUGAAGUAAAAGAAAAUACAAACCCAGAAUCUGAUCCCACAGAAGAUGGUAACAAUGAAGUGGUAAAAUCAUUGGACAUUAAUGAAAUGGACAGAGAAUCAGCAAUGUCCAACCCUGCCACUCAAACUCUGAAGUGUAGUAAUGGAUCAGAAAUGCCAAAGGAUGCAGAAUAAUAUAUUUUUUUAAAAAUCAAAAUAAUGAUCAAUGUUAUUAUUUCCAAAUUGUAUUGAAACAAACUGAAAAAUACUGUCACUAUAUAUUAUACAGUGGGAUUAUAAAGUGCAGCCUUGACACAAUGCAACAUAAUUGACCAUUCUAAUUCAGCAGACAACUUUUAAAUAACUUACCUAAGCAAAUGCUGCAACACUGCAUAAAGCACUCCUAACAAAUAGAUCUACUUUCAUCCACCAGCUGUUCCUAUUUCCUCUUUCUCUCCCACUCCCCUCCCAAUAAAAGGUCGAGAGAUCCGUUGACACUAAUUAAAGCAAAUAGUUGUCUAUCUUUAGGAUAAAGUCAGGUGAACAAAUGCCAAAAUAAGUUUUGCUAAAAGCACGUGGAUGUUUAAAGACAAAUAAGGUAUAUAAAAUCAAAGCUAUAGCUUGCUUUGCUGAAAUGUUUUUAUCACAGUAAUACUGUAUCCAAAAAAUUGGGCAGAAUUCAUUCAUGAUUAAUCAUGGAAAAUAUUUCUUUUACAAGAAAUGUACAAACCAUUCAACAUUUUGAAAUAUUGUUUACUGGAAAAAAUAUUAAGUGCUAAUGUUAUGUUAUGAAUAUACUUCAGAAAGCAGUGGCAGGUGCAAACAAUUUUCUCAGUGGAAAAUCAAAUAGGUCUGUCAUGAUAUGUGAUGGAACAGCAGAUGUUUUGCAGAUCAAGGUACUAUUUUCCAUGAGUAAUGUAUCCAAUAUCAAAAACAUAUACUGUGCAAUAACCUGUGAAAAUACACCUCAUUUAAUGCUUAUGUAAACAAAAGUGAUUAAAAUGUUGCAGAAAUCA